CCAGUGGUAGCUAUGGUGUGGUCGACCCCCCGUCCAACGCAGCUUCUUCGUCUUCUGCCUGCCUUGCUCCACCACCACACUGCGUCCGUUGUCGCUGCUUUACCCCUUUGCAACCCCCCCUCCCCACUGCACCGUUUCCUCUUUCUCUUGUAAUCAUACGCUUAAAUCCCAACCACCCCCUGUCAUGUCUUUGGCCUCUAGCGUUUCCUAUGUGGCCAUCUGAAAACCACAUUUCUCGUCUCUUCUCCGAUUUUGUGUAGAGGAGGUUUCUGCUUCUUUGCCUUCCUCGUGCGUGGUGGUGGUGUAGUGUGUUUCUUCUCUUUCAUCUGCGUUCAUGUCGGAGCCGUCUCUCACUCUCCUUGCGCCGUCCCUUGGAUCGUUACGUCCUGGAGGGACUGGGACUUUAUUGUAAGGAGUUGGGAAGGAAGGAGGGAGGGAGGGAAAGAGCGAGCGAUUUGUCUCGGGUGCUGGUGUUGUGCUUGUUGGUGGAGCUGAUCCGCUUUUCCAGGGAUGCCUUUGUUUUGAUGACGAGAGAAAUGAAGAAGACGCUCCUCUGCGGGGAGCUCCGUUGUGUACAUGGCCGUAAACUGGGGCAACUCUGUGCUUUGUUCGCUCCCAUGUGAGUGGCUCUCUGCUCGCUUCCGUAGCGGCAGGGUGGCACGUCUCACACGCGGCUUGUGCCCAAGAAUGAACGGAAAAUGAUGUGGAAUAGAAUGUGAAGUUGAGUUUGGGCGUUGGGCUCGAAGUUGCCCGUGUAGUUUUGGUAGAUUUGAAAUGACUGGGAGAUACACGACUUGGUACACUUGCAAGUUGGAAAGGAGGAAAUGCGUACCAGCUGCGUUUUGAAUAGAAAGCAGCCUUCACAGAAAAUUCCUUGAAUCGAUACACUUCAUUGAGCGUCCAUAUCGUGGUAAGCUAGCUGCUCCUACUAUCUUGGCGAACCUGCUAUGAGCCUGAUUUAUUUGCUUCGUGCUGCAAGAUGAAUCUAGUCAUGGCCGAGAAGGAUCAACCUGUGUUUCGAGACUUUUUAGGUCUUGGUCGAAUUGAUGACAUUAGUCAAGUGAAGUACCUUACCUCAGAGGCGAUCCCUGCAUCACGGACCAGCCCAGGUUUCGAGUCUGAAGGAGAUGGUGAGACUAACAACACUCAAACGUCAUCUGGAACUAGCGGUCGGUUCAAAACUAGUUCCACACCUAUGCACGUCUCCCCUCCAUUUUAUCCUACCAUCCCAAGUUCUUCUGAUCCUGGAUCAGUCGGCUGGCAGCGGAGCCAUGCAGCACUUCAGUAUCAUGGCAACAAGAGCGCUUUUUCUAAGUUGGAAGCUGAUACGAACAAGUUGCCCAGAAAAAGAGACUCGUCUACCAUUAGAGAUUCAUUACAAGAUCGCCUUGUAGAGGCUUUGGAGAGUUCUCGGCCGCAGAAGGCACCCCGCCAUGAACAUAGCAGACAAGAGAAGUUAAUCGAAUCUUGUGAUGCAUCUGGUGACGAUCUUCGUCUUUCCAUGCAACCUCCUCGGGCAUCGAGUAGAAGUCCUCCUUGGUUACAGCAGAGCACCAAACCUGAUGCUUCUCAACGGCAUUUGAAGAAGCAGCAACCUUACAGACCCUCCCAAAUCAAUACUGGUGUUGGCAUGCGAGGAAUCAGUCACCUGGGUGCUUGUGCGGAAAGAGCAGAAAAAACCGAGAGGUCACUACCUAUUCCAUCCCGAGAAAAUAAUGUAGUUGGCAAUCCUCAGUUGGAUCGACCAGCAGCUGAUGAAGGUUCGAGAACGGGACUCAAGAACUCUGUUUUGGCAGGGUUACUCGAUAACGCUGGUCUUCUUCACCAUGAUAGAAGUACCCCAAACCCCGCGGGAUCAAGUGGUUGUCCUCCCCUCGCGCCUCAGAAUCAAAAGACACCAAAUCACAACGGAGGUUCAGAAUCUAUGCUUCCAUCAAGUCGUCAAGCUCCCACUACAUCAAGUCGACAAUUGACUAUCUUUUACGGAGGGCAAGCCCAUGUAUUUGACGAUGUUCCCCCUGAUAAGGCGGACGCUAUCUUGACUCUAGCAGGCUCUAAUGGGAGAUCAUGGUCUACUACGUAUUCACCACGACCUGCGGCAAAGCCCACAAAUUCCAUGAGCGAGGGUUCCAUGUCAGCUGUUGAGAGAGAGAAAGAACACUCCGUUCAAAGUCUAGGAGGAAGCUUGACUCUCACAUCUGAGGUGCAAACUCUGUUGCGGGGCUUGAAGCAGUCUGGUCCUCUCACAGGUCGUUCUGCAUGAAUUUUAUUCCUCGUUUUGUUGUUGUCAACGCGAGAGCAGUGGUGGAUCCAGUUUCUGUGCAACUUCCUGGCCGCAGAUUCAUCGAUUUCUAGAUCUGUAAGGAAGCCUUUGCUUCCCCGAUUCUUGAGACCAUUCAAUCAGACGACUUUGAGAACACUACAGACACAGCACAUUAUUUUGUCUCUUUGUACCUAGUGUCGUUGAACAGUUUCCCCACUAAAACCCAAGUGAGUAAUCUGACUUAUAGUGUAGGUGGAUUAAUAGAAUCGACAACUCUUUGGAAUCUGUUGAGCUAGACACCAUCAUUUCCUUCAGCCACAACUUGCUUCCAAUGAGGAUGAAGUUGUGCUCCUUCUGCAGCAUUUUGGAUCUACCAAGCAUGAGAUUAUGGUCCUAUACAUAGGAGGAUUGACUGCAUGGGAGGGUGAAGCAGAUGAUAUUUCUUCGGGUUUGUGUAAAUGUCACUAGCUCUUCGUCUAGAUGAUAUGAAUUUGGACGGUUGAUACCAUUUUUCUUGUAAGCUUUUGAGGAUGUGCUGUUUUGGUGAUUGUA
Molecule: messenger RNA, 2815 nt
Organism: Physcomitrium patens
Lineage: Eukaryota; Viridiplantae; Streptophyta; Bryopsida; Funariales; Funariaceae
Biological process (GO): response to wounding; regulation of jasmonic acid mediated signaling pathway; regulation of defense response
Cellular component (GO): nucleus
Source: RefSeq, a predicted model, not a curated record